AUUAAAUUAUGAAAAAAAAUUUAUAAAAAUAUCAUAUGUUAUAAAUAAAAUUAUAAAUUUUCUUAAUUUCAAAUAUUUUAGUGAUAUAAAUAUCAUAUUACAUAUUAUAUAUAAUUAUAUGUUAUAAAAACUAUAUUUAAAUACAUUUCUUUUGCAUAGGAAUAUUCCAGACAUUUGUAGAAUCAUGUUUCGCCGCGAUACGUAUACGCAUGUGCAAACAUUUCUAUAGUUGUAUUCGUUGUUUAAAGGUUGUGGGAAUAUAGUUGAGUAAAGUAGCGAAUGAAUGUUGUUGUUCCGCAAUGCAGUUGAUCUUGUGAUUUGCGUAUGCUUACGAUUUUUAUAACGUUUGCACGCACUCACGAAACAAAUAUAAAAUCACGCGGACUAUUAAUUAAAAACUAUUGGUUGAUGUCAAUCUUACAUAUUAUUGUUUGGUCUAUCGUGGCUGUGUGAGAGGAAAACAAACAGUUCUCCACGAUCUUUCUCGAACAAUGCAUCGCAUAUUAUAGAACGAGUGUCACAGAUAAAUAUAUUAUUAUUAGUCUAAUAUUUGAGACUUUUUUUGUUCGAUUUAGCGAACAUUUGCAUAUCGUUAUAUUCUACAUUCUUUAUUGAGCUACCACAAGUAGAUAAUAGAGGUUAGCGUCUCGUAAAUAGUUCAAGGAUUCGUAUUGUGCGACGAAGUGUCUUGAAACGUAUUUGUUAUACAUCUUUUUUUCCAAGACUUGUGCCAAAAUCUUAUGUUACACAACACAAAUAUUUUUGUGAAAUUCUUCAAAGACAUUACUUAUCACACCGCACAUUUGAAGAUUCAAGCAUAUUUUUUCAAGUUUUGGUGAUUCCAAAUGACAGUAGGCAAUUUACUAUUUACAAGUUUUAUAUAUUGAUUUAAAAAAAUUACAAUAAGAUACUUUGAAAAUAUAUUACUUGUAUUUGUGAUUUUAUAAAAAUUUUAUUAAUAUGAUUACAUAAAAAAAUACUUUAAACAGUUAAUAUUGUUAUUUUUAUAAAAAAUGCAAUCAAAUAUCGAAAGAAUUGUUAUAUUAUAAUUUUUUAAAAACAAAUUGUUAUAUUUAUAUAACAAUUAUAUAACAUUUAUAUUGUUAUAUUUGAAAUUAUUUGUCGAUCUUUACUAUAAAACAUGGCAGCACUAUCUACGCAGUAUCAAAUCUAUUCUCCUACUCCGGUUCAGAAUGCAAUGGGAGGAGCGAAUCUUCAUACCCCUCCAUCCAUAUUUCAACAUAUGAUGGGUCAACAAAGUGCUUCACAACAACCAGGAACAUGGAUGCAAAUGCCACAAGUACCUCCAAUGUCAAUACCAUGGAGUGUGCCAUCUCUCCAACAACCCGAAUUAGUAAGAUUUACUGGUGGACCAAGUUUUGAACCAGUUCCUCAUCAAAAGAGAAAACUUGAAACUUGUGAUCUAUUAGAUAUGAGGCAAACAAAACAAUUUAUAACAGAAGAAAAAAUGGCUGCACAUUUCAAAGAUUUGCAUAUUAGUUCUAAUUAUCAACAACAUUCGCCUGUACCAUCAACUUCAACAGCUGAUACAAUUCCUUCUAGAGAAUUGAAUAUGGAGUUAGAAAUAGAUGCAGCUAAUACAGAUCAAUUAAAAUCUGGACCCAGAUUGAUUCUUUCAGAAGAAUUAAAAAGACUCAAGAAAGAACCUAUUUUGCCAAAUUCUUUAUUAUCCAAAUUGGAGAGGCCCUCCAUGGCUUUAGUUCUAUGGGAACCACCGAAUAAACAUCUUCGUAUAUUACCAACUAGAGAUACACCCACUCCAAUUCCUAAUAUUUCUGAUGAUAAUAACAACAACAAUAACAACAACAACAAUAAUAAUAAUAAUAAUAAUAAUAAUAAUAAUAAUGAAGCUAUUUCCGAUCUAAAUCAAACUUUAUCGAAUAAUUCGUCAGGUUUCGAACCAAUGGAAUUAUGAAGGUAAUUUAUUAAUUAAAAAAUUGUUUUUACAUUCUCGUAUAUCGUUAGAGAAGAAAGAAUGCGAUAUUAUAUUUUAACAUGUAAAUUAAAAAAAGAAAGUUAUAUCUUAUAUUUUUUAUCUGAUACUAACAUGCUUACACAAGGUUGAGUAAAGUAAAUGGAUGGCAAUCUUUUUAUUAAGUGAAAGUAAGUAAGUAAAUUAUAUUCAUUCUAUAAGUUAGUGAAUUACUCAGUUAAGUUAUAUUAUUAUUUUACUUAUCGAUUACAAGAAUAUAAAACUGUAAACAAAAUAAUAUCAGCAAGUUCCUUUUGUACAUUACGUAUGAUUUAUUUGCGUAAAUUUAUUGAAGAAAAAUUAAUAAAUAAGAAAAAAAAUUUCUUCAAUAAAUACACGUUUAUGGGUUUAUUCAAAACUCAAUAUUAUUAUAAUUAUUAUUAACUUUCGAAUCACCGAUAUUAAAAAAAUAGCCGAUCUUGAUCAUUUUUGAUCCAUAUCUGACUUGUAGAUAUUAAAUAUCAUUUACACCAUCAAAAACAUGAAUCAAAAAUGACUCGGUUUUUGAAUGAGAGUUAAUAUAGCAUAUUAUAAUUGUACCUUUGUUAUUAAUAAUGUUUCAUUUCAUUUUGUUACAAUUGAAAUUGAAAUACGAUGAUGAUUACACGAUAUAUAGAGUGAUACAAAUGGACAGAAGAUAAAUAUAUAUGCAAAAGUCAAAAAAGAAGAAUAUGAUUUUUUUAUUUAAAAUUUCAUUUUUAAGUAAAUCAAGUUUGAAACUUUUAAAAUGCAAUUUUCGAUUAUAAGUAAUUUCCGAAUAAAAGUAAAAUUUUUUUAUUUAAAAAUAGUUUUCGAAAUUGAACAAAAUAGUAUUGAUGAAUAUUUGAUUGUUAAUUAUUAAUUAUUAUUAUUAACCAGUAUCGACUAGUAUUGAUCAUUUGUUGAGGAUUUAUAAUUUCUAGAUAGAUUUAGAACUAUCAAACACAGUAUUCCUACAUUCAUUUAAAUAUAUUUUAAUGAAUAUGGUUUAAUUAUCUGCAGUUUAAUCAUUGAAUGGGAAACAUUUUCUAUGUAAGAAAAUUAUUAAUACUUAAUAUAUAAUUCAGUUAAUUAUUUAUAUUUUUUGAAUUAUUCAAUCUUAAUUUUUUCAAUAAUUAAAAUUUCAAUAAAAUUUUCUCUAUUAAUUAAUUAUCCUAUAUAUUUUAAUUUUUAAUUCUAUCCUAUUAGUUUUAUUUAUUAAUAAUUUAUAUCCAAUUGAAAAUUAAUCAAUUCCAAUUUUAGUUGAAAAUGAAACAAAACUUUAAAUAAAAAAAUUUUAUUUUUUUUAUUUUUGAUCUAUUUUUGCGUAUUAAAAUUAUCUUCUGUUCUUUUGUAUUAUGCUAAAACAUCAUCCUGUAUAUAAACGAAAAUAAAAAUAAACAAUAAAACAACAACUAAAAAUAAGAAGAAAAAAAUUACUCGUAAUACAAUAAAUAUUGGAUAAUUGCCUAGAAGUGCCUGAAUAAAAAAUUAAUGGAAUUUAAAUUUAAUUCUGAUAUAGAUCAAAAUUUAGAAUUUUCUUUGUAAUUUUUUAUAUAAAAAAUGAAGAUUAAAAAUAACGAUAAGUUUUAUAAUCAAACAGAAUCCUUCUCAAUAAAUAUAAGAUAACUUUAUUUUAAAUCACUUCAAAAAGUUAUCCAAUAUUUAAUGUAAUGUAAUUUUAUUUCUACAGUAUGUAUAUGUAUACAACGUAAUCUUAAGGUUCUAUGAUGUUAAGAUUGUAUUAUAUAUUCAAUUUGUUGCAUGAAUGACGAUCCAUUGUUUGUCAUAUGGAGGUAAUCUGACAUAUCAAUAUCUGAUAUGUUUCCGAUUGUAUGAUUUUGCAUAAAAAUAUGAUAACAUUACAUUAACAUUUAA
Molecule: messenger RNA, 3829 nt
Organism: Apis cerana (Asiatic honeybee)
Lineage: Eukaryota; Metazoa; Arthropoda; Insecta; Hymenoptera; Apidae
Product: putative ENTR1 family protein
Source: RefSeq, a predicted model, not a curated record